GAAAGCACUACCCUAUCGUGAACUGUAAAACCCUCGCCUUUUUAUUUUUUUAUUUUUUUUACAAAUAAAACUGAGCAAUUUGGCAAUCUCUUAUUUCCUGCUUUCACUGUUCCGGACGAGAGGAGAGGAGCGUUUCAAUCCCAAAAAAACACAUUGGCUUUAAUGGCGGAUCGCAGGUCAGCAUUUCUCCAAGUCUAUUACAAGCUCAAAUCGGAGCUCCUUGAGGAUCCUUCGUUCGAAUUUACUGAUGUUUCUCGUCAAUGGGUUGACCGGAUGCUCGACUACAACGUGCCUGGAGGGAAGCUGAAUCGGGGACUCUCUGUGAUUGAUAGCUACCGCCUAUUGAAAGAAGGAAAAGAAUUGACUGAAAAUGAGAUUUUUCUUGCAAGUGCUCUCGGUUGGUGUAUUGAAUGGCUUCAGGCAUAUUUUCUUGUCCUUGAUGACAUAAUGGAUAACUCUCACACACGGCGUGGGCAUCCUUGUUGGUUUAGAGUGCCCCAGGUUGGUCUGAUUGCUGUAAAUGAUGGUAUUCUACUUCGCAAUCACAUCUGCAGGAUUCUCAAAAAUCACUUUCGUGAGAAACCUUACUAUGUAGAUCUCCUAGAUUUAUUUAACGAGGUGGAGUUUCAAACAGCUUCAGGACAGAUGAUAGAUCUGAUUACAACACUUGAAGGAGAAAAAGAUCUAUCCAAAUACUCAUUGUCACAGCACCGACGCAUUGUUCAGUACAAGACUGCCUAUUAUUCAUUUUAUCUUCCUGUUGCAUGUGCACUGGUUAUGUCGGGCGAGAAUCUUGACAACCACAUUGAUGUAAAGAACAUUCUCGUUGAUAUGGGAAUCUACUUUCAAGUACAGGAUGAUUAUUUGGAUUGCUUCGGUGAUCCUGAGACAAUUGGUAAGAUUGGAACUGAUAUUGAAGAUUUUAAGUGCUCUUGGUUGGUGGUCAAAGCAUUAGAAAUCUGCAAUGAAGAGCAGAAGAAAGUGUUGCAUGAGAACUAUGGGAAACUAGAUCCUGUUAAUGUUGCUAACGUAAAAGCUCUAUACAAUGAGCUUAACCUCAAGGGUGUAUUUGAGGAGUAUGAAAGCAAGAGCUAUGAGAAGCUGAUAACCGCAAUCGAUGUUCAUCCUAGCAAAGCAGUGCAAUCAGUGUUGAAGUCCUUCUUGGCGAAGAUUUACAAGAGGGAAAAAUAGUGUCAAAGACGCAGACAAAGAUGAGGUUGGGAUGAUGUCAAACAUUCCCACUCUUCUAUGCUCAUUUGUAUUCAAGUUUUAUAUUUGGCAGAUAUAUCAAUCUUCUUCUUGUACUCUAUUCUGACAAGCAUAUGGUGCUUGAGGAUUUUGGUUAUUUGGAUUUAAUAAAUGGAGUUCAUUCUUAGCCUAAUUAAAAAA
Theobroma cacao (cacao) is the source of this 1389-nucleotide messenger RNA. RefSeq names its product farnesyl diphosphate synthase 1 (gene FPS1). Gene Ontology annotation, biological process: trans, trans-farnesyl diphosphate biosynthetic process. Lineage: Eukaryota; Viridiplantae; Streptophyta; Magnoliopsida; Malvales; Malvaceae. The record is from RefSeq and is a predicted model, not a curated record. Gene Ontology annotation, molecular function: (2E,6E)-farnesyl diphosphate synthase activity; dimethylallyltranstransferase activity. Gene Ontology annotation, cellular component: cytoplasm.